AGUGCAGGUGCGGUUGGAGCACGAUUUUUUGGUUUCGGUUUCUUUUUUAAUUUGUGAAAUUUAAAAACCAAGUUUGCCAGCAAUGCAAACGUCUCAAAUUUCCGAUAUUGUGCAGGUGGAGCCCGGGCGGGACAAUCCGAUUUUGUUAAACUUCCAAAACGCGGAGAUGAGCUUCAAGAAGGACCGCCGCAUCCAGAGCUUCCGCGCGGUGGACGUUAAUCGCGAAGCGGCCACCAAAACCGGUGACGAUUCAUCCUCCACUUCGUCCCGGAUGGUGGUGGUGGGCUGCGAUCAGCAGGUGUACCGGGGUUACGUGGGCGAAGGUCUGCCGACGGAGCUGAUGCGCAGUUACGUUGCGAUCCGGAACCGGAAGAGCGGCAAGAUGCGGCUGAUUCAGCUGGAAGAGUGCACCAUGUUGAAUGCUUGCUAUGAUGAUAAUAAAAACAUGUUCCGGGAGGAGGACCACUCGAAGACGGCGAUGAGGAAGUUUGGCGGGAAGGUCGCGAUGCAGGCGCUGGAGCGGAUCGAGCGGGCCGAUGCAAACAUUGAUGUGGCGAAUGAGAGCAUUCAGAGUAUGAUGGAGAAGUACGACGAGUCGCAGUUCUUGGAUGAUUGUGAGUUCACCAAGAGUCGCGUUGAGGGCGAGCUUAUUCUGGCCAGUAUGAAGCCGCCGAGGAAUCCGGAUGCGAAAACCGCCGCCGAUUUGUACGUGCUGGACCAGCUGAUUCCGAAGUCACUGCUCGUCCAUCUCAAGCAGGUUGGACUCGGCUUUUUGGAGAAGGAACCGGACACGCUGGAGCUGGCGAACGUCUACCUCACCAACAAGGUCAAAUCGGUGCUCCAGUGCAAGGAACCCGACUCCAAGCAGGGCAUCGAAACGCUCCAGAUUUCCCUCUUCAUGGACGCGCUCGUUCGUCUCCUCUCGUCCAAGGGUCACCUCCUGCGCAAGCAAGAACUCUCCCCCUUCUCCAAACAGCUCGACAAAGAAAUCAAGCAAAGCUUCUCCCAAAUUAACUCCCACGAACUCACCAAAACCCGUUACACGGAACACAAAGCACUCACGUACUACCUAGCACUGGCAUUCAUCCUCGAAAACGGAACCAUCGACGUGGAGCAGAUCCACAACGGGCUCGCCAUCAGCAAGGUGGAGUUGCUCAAGUUUGCGGCGUUCAUCGGUGGGUCGUACAACUCGACCAAGAACUGCUUGGUGCUGCGGCUUGGGGGAAGCGCGGAUGCCGCCUCGGGGACGUUUAUGGCCAAGAGGCGGUUCGUGAGGCGCAAGUAGGAAUAUUGAAAAAGGGGAGGGAAAAUUGAAUUGAAUAUAAUGCUUAUUCGUUGAAA
Molecule: messenger RNA, 1341 nt
Organism: Culex pipiens pallens (northern house mosquito)
Lineage: Eukaryota; Metazoa; Arthropoda; Insecta; Diptera; Culicidae
Exons: 2
Coding region: 83-1285 (400 amino acids)
Biological process (GO): nucleolar large rRNA transcription by RNA polymerase I; transcription elongation by RNA polymerase I; RNA polymerase I preinitiation complex assembly
Cellular component (GO): RNA polymerase I complex
Molecular function (GO): DNA binding
Source: RefSeq, a predicted model, not a curated record